ACACAAAAGGACAUGAUCGGUCAGACGAGUGAUGAUAACCAUAGCAUCGUGUAAUAGCUCGACUUUUCUGGGUUUUACUUUCUGUUUUUUCCUUUAAUUUUCAAAAUCCAAAAGAACCCAAUUGAUUUCAUCCAUGUUCGAGGUCGACGAAGCCAAGCCACCAACAGUCACAGCUCACCGUACUUUGAGCAGUUGGUUGGUUUUUACCUGAAUCUGCUUCAAUUUGGAUUUUGCAAGUGAUGGAUGAGCUUGAUUCUGGUGAUUUGGUUUCGAUUAAGUGAAUUUGAGGAAAAUCAAUCACAACCUUUGUUGUCUUGUCGGAAAAGAGAGAAGACGAUUGUGUAUAAACGUAGAAUGACCGAUUUUUGGGUCACACGAUUUCACGUUUCAACGGCCGCAUAAUGUUAAACCACACUUUCUGCGGUCAAGAAUCGGUAUGGCGUUGAAAGCAACCGUAUUGGCUCAACUCGCCUCGGUGAGCUCACGUUUCACGAGUACUCGGCCGAUUACGCGCCUACUCGGCCGCGUUUUAGAACUGCAGCCUGCAGUUUAUAUUUAAUAAAUUGAAUUGGACAUGGAUUCAGAAUUUUUGGAUUCGAUCUCAGACAGGGGAGAGAGAGAGCCACGUGUUUGUUUCGACACGCGCCAGCGUGUACGAUGUCAAUGUUACAUUACAUCGGGAGGCAUAACGAACAAGACAACGACAAUGGCGGAGAAGAGCCAAAUCCCCGAUAAUAAUAACAGCGCCACGUCUUCGUCGGGGAAGAAACCUGCGGCGGAGGUCGGAUCCGGUUCGAGCAAUCCGGGUCAGAAGAUGUCGUAUCCAAACCGACCGGAGUCGGUGAAUCCGGAUCAGGCGACGCUGAGGGAGCAGUGGAAGUUCGCAAUAAGGCAGUACAGCAAGUGGUACUCACACGCUUGGGGCACUGCUAUUCUCGCCGGCGGCGUCUUCUUCGGACUCGGUUGGAUCAUCAAAGGCUCCAAUCCUCUUCCUUCACUCCAAUCAAGUUCUAAGCAUCCUAAACGCGAUGAAGACAAAUGAUUCCGCGUCUGCGUUUCGGGAUGUGGGAAAGAAGCAUAAGAUGAGAGAUGGUGCAUCAACAAUGUCACAUCUGUAUGUACAUUUCAAGGAUCAUCGGACGUAAGAAGCAAAGAGAGAGAGAGAGAGCACAAAGCGAUUACGGUUGUAGAGUAGAAACUUUUAAAAAAAAAACUUGAAUAUAAACUUUGUUUUGUAUACAAAUUUGCAAGAAAUUAGUGAAAAUGUUAAUGCUUAA
This is a messenger RNA of Brassica napus (rape), 1277 nucleotides long. RefSeq lists its product as uncharacterized. The transcript has 2 exons. The record is from RefSeq and is a predicted model, not a curated record. The coding region runs from base 575 to 1042 and encodes 155 amino acids. Lineage: Eukaryota; Viridiplantae; Streptophyta; Magnoliopsida; Brassicales; Brassicaceae.